AUACCUUCACCCGUGUAAACAACACAGGAAGCAUUUCUAAGCUGAGCCAUGUCCAAGCUGACCCGAAUGUGCAGCAAUCCUCUGGUCUCCGGCGCGGAUCUCUACCUUUGGUACCCACUUUUUCAAUCUGGAAGAGCCAUUCCCGUCCCCAGUCUCAUUCACUUAAUCGGAUUUCUGGCUUGGACAUGACUAUAUCCGGCACCAGUCAUCCGCCACAGAUAGAGCCUACUCUCAACUCGCGUAUAGAAGACUCUGGUAAUAUGUCUGUCACCGCUGGACAAGCUCAAGCACCCUCCAAUACCAUGGCUGACUCUUUGGCUAACAGAGCCGAUCCUUGCCAAUCGGAGAACCAUCGAGCUGACCAAGCUAUGUAUUCCGAUCAACAGGAUUUUCAUCAUGAUUCGGCCUCGUUUCAUCCACUUGAAUCUACAUCGUUUUCAACGAAGAGGUCCCUUUCAUUACCCUUAGUUCUCCGAUAUAGAUCGGAAUUAAUUGCUCAGCAACUCUGCCUGAUCGAGCGAGAGUUGUUGAGCCAGAUUCAGUGGUAUGAACUUGUUGAUGCAGGCUGGACAAAAAAAGUCAAUGCAACCACACAUAGUGCGAACCAAAAGGAAAAAACGGGGAAAGGAACUCUCAAUAAGAGACAGUAUCAAGGGUCAGAGGGCGCAGCUGCGGGGGUCUAUCCAGACGAACAAAAUCCUGGUAUCGUGCCAUUGGAUCAUCCUGUUGAGGCUACAUCCACAUAUGUAUCUAGGUCUACUGCAGGCAAGAGGCCAAAAAAUGCUUUGAAGGACACUAAGCGACGGCUUGUGAAGCGCGAGGAAAGUCGUGGUAUCAGAAGGCUUGUAGAGCGGUUCAACUUGACAUGCCAAUGGGUAACAUAUGAGAUCGUUCGAACACGAAAUUUGAGUAUGAGAGUCAAGGUUGUGGAAAAGUUCAUUAGGAUAGCCCACACCUGUUACAACCAUUCCAACUUUAGCUCACUCAUACAAUUGAUGCUCGGAUUGCAAUCUUUGCCCGUGUCCAGAUUAAGCCAGACUUGGGCCAGAGUCCGAGCACAGGAAAUGAAGACUAUGGAGGAGUUAGUCGAGUUUACAUUGCCUUUCCACAACUGGAAACACCUACGGGAGGCAAUGAAGAAUAUCGCAGAUGAAUGGGGCGGUAGUGGUGCUAAUGUCAGUACCAGUGCCAAUAGUAGUACCGGUGGUGAUGCUGAUUCUGGUGCUAGUUCUGGUGCUGGUGUUGGUGUUGAUGUUGGCGCUGGUGUUGGACCUUCUACACCAUCCGCAGUCGCCGAAAAGCCGACGAUAAGCACGGGUGGGGGAACGUUCUUCAGUCGGAAGCCUUCAAAAUCUAUGGCCAGUCUAAGUGUCAAGGUUGGAAGAGGAACCAUUCGUUGGCCAUCAACAACGCCUCAGCCUUUGGGAACAAACACAGGGACUGUUUCAGUAUUAUCAAACGCUCAGCGGAUGAACCAUCCAUUGGAACAAAAGAGCGUGUCUAGUCCAGUCUCACCUGUAGCAUCAGUGAAACAGACAGUGCCGCUGAUACCGAUUUCUGCAAGCUCAAAAGGUAAAGAGAAAGAAAGGGAUAAGGAUAUUUCCAGAUCAGGACAGCAGGGAGGAUGUAUCCCAUUUCUUGGUAUGUAUAGUAUACAUAUACAUAUAUAUUUGUCUCUAUCUGUCUGAUCUUGUGUUUAAUUCUGAGCUACCAUCGUUUGUUGAGCCGCCGGCUUCGCCUUCGAUGAUGAGCUCAGCGAGCGAAAUGCAUCCUACCCCUGUCCCUGUCCCUGUUCUUGCCCC
Molecule: messenger RNA, 1802 nt
Organism: Lobosporangium transversale
Lineage: Eukaryota; Fungi; Mortierellomycota; Mortierellomycetes; Mortierellales; Mortierellaceae
Product: ras guanine nucleotide exchange factor domain-containing protein
Exons: 4
Coding region: 186-1688 (500 amino acids)
Biological process (GO): positive regulation of GTPase activity; Ras protein signal transduction
Cellular component (GO): plasma membrane
Molecular function (GO): guanyl-nucleotide exchange factor activity
Source: RefSeq, a predicted model, not a curated record